This is a messenger RNA of Bursaphelenchus okinawaensis, 1954 nucleotides long. Lineage: Eukaryota; Metazoa; Nematoda; Chromadorea; Rhabditida; Aphelenchoididae. The record is from the annotation of a GenBank genome assembly.
AUGCAAGGCCAAAAAUACCAAAAGCCAAACACCUACCAGAAGCAACCUCUUGUCCGCAAUGAUCAGGAUGGCUUCAUCUUCCCCGGCAAUGAUGAAUGCGGCAUUAAAAAAGAAAGCACUUUCAGAUCGUAAGUUUUAUAGAAGAUUGAUUACAAGAACAUACAAACUAGUAACCCUUAACAAUUAUAAGGUACAAUAGCGAUAAAGUAACCAAACUAAAGCAAAUAAAUAACAUUUUUCAAUAAAAUCAAGAUAAAGUUAUAAAAGCUAAAAAUAUAAUAAUAAAACAAUAUAUUUAAUCAAAAUAGUAACACAUUUACAUCUCCAUCGUUUUUAGGUACGAUCAUCUGGUGCACGCCAUCAUCAAGUAUGAAAUGAAAGCCAGAGUCCAUCUUUUGAGAAAUAGCUCCAAUUUCUUAAAAGCGAACAAAAAAGUUGCCUUCCCAGAAGAAACUUGCCGCCAGUUUGUGUUCGAUAGAAUUGUCUUUAAGUGCCCCAACCACGAAGUUACAAAAAGAUUUGAUAGCCAAACAGGAGAAGCGCUGUAUAACAAAAGAGUGACAAAAAGGAACAUCGAAGACCCAAGAAAAUGUGAAUUCACGUUCACAGUACAGUAUAACCCAGAAAUCAAUCGGCUGCAAAUCAGCGCAGGGAAGCUUUAUCACACCGGCAGAUGUAAUCCCUCCGUGAACGGCUUAUUCGAAUAUGUGCCUAAGGACGAAAAUAAUAAAAAGAAAAGAGCGAUUCGUAAGUUACUACUCUGUUUAUCAUUUUACGAAAUUACCAUAAAUAAUUAAUCAAAAAAGUAAUUUAGUAAUAUAAAACAACAAUUAUUAUCUAAAAUAUGUAAUCCAAUGCAAACAAAAUACUAAAAUUAUAACUUUUAGACAACAAGAUCGAAGAACUACAACCGACUCAACUUCCUGUCCUUUAUAAUUACAAAGAAAAAACAGAAGCAUUUAGAAGUAAGAACAGAACGUUGUGGAUGCCAAACGCCAAUGUCCCAAUCUCACAAGACUCGGACGUGCGUACAGAACCGUACUGUGAUGAAGUCGAAGCUUUAAUCAGCCGGUACGUAAACGACUGCAUCAAGAAGCCAGUGGGCGAAACAUCAGAAGCCGGCCCAUCAACUAGCCGCGGAACCAAGCGGCGUAUGGCCAAUGAAGACGGAGUAGCGGCUAAAAGGGCCAAUGAUGGGCGUGGCCUGAGGCCAGGUAUGAAUUCUGAAGACGCUGAACUAGGCGAAGCCGUUAGCUACGCGUUCCAACCGGAUCCUGUGAUGUUUGAAGGCCAUGUUCUACCGACUCAACAAGUAGUUCAAGACCGGGCCCAAACCUACGGCCAACACCAAGCCUACUGCCAGCCGGCUUAUCUAAGCCAAAACUAUUGGCACCAACCGGUCGGCGGUUAUGAGCACUACUAUUCCCCGUCUGCUACAGAACUAUAUUAUGACCAAUCUGAGGCUUCAGGCAACGGAUAUGACCAAUCAGGGGCCGACAUGAACAUCUUUGAACCAAACUUUUGCCAAUACAGAACGUUUGGUCAAAAAGCGUGCCAACCGCCACAGUGCUACAGCCAAACAAUCGAGAAUCCUGUUGCUACCGGCCCUAUUGCUCAACCGGGUUUCUUCAUCCGACCUGAAGACGACAUGUUCGCCGAAUUUUCUGACGAGUAUAUCGCAAGGAUGGCUAGCGGCCUAUUCGAUGAAAAUGAUCAAGAAAACAACCUUGCCGAACCGUUAAUAGAACAGCCGCUUCACGUAAUAUAUCAAAAAGCUCAAGCAUUGCCACCCGUCCAAGAAGUUGAGGCCGCUGUUCAACCUAUUCAGCAGCCAAUUAUCGAAAAUGAGCAAGAAUCUGCGCCGGCUCCAGAAGAAGCACGACAGACAGAAACAACUGAAGAAGAGAAUGAAGGUGAAGAAGACAUCCUUGCCGCAGCAAUGAGGUUCAUCUAA